Dicrocoelium dendriticum is the source of this 1958-nucleotide messenger RNA. NCBI's taxonomy places the organism in Eukaryota, Metazoa, Platyhelminthes, Trematoda, Plagiorchiida, Dicrocoeliidae. The record is from the annotation of a GenBank genome assembly.
GCUAAAAAACAUCUAAGGAAUCUGUGCUACAAUCGCAAAUAAUGUUUUCUCCUUCACGGCUAUUAUGCAUUAUCAUGUCAAUGUUGUUACUUCUGGCCAUACUGCCCAUUGAUAUUUGGAUUAUUGUGCUACACAAUAUGGAAAAUUUUCGUGGGCGCUGCAUUUUUAGAGAAGUUUAUGAAUCCAGCACGCUUUACUACGUGAUAACUCGUUUGACGCGACCUUCUUCGUACUCGUUGAAAUUGUUAAAACCGAAUGUUGUGCAUUCCGGAAACAACUUUGACCUCGCACUUUACCAUCGCUUAAUCAAUGAGGUUGUUCGCCUUCACCGGAGCUCCUCAGGUUCCUAUCCGUCUUUCAUCGGACUAAGCGAUCAAAGGAAUCGUGCGUCAACAGGACAGCAGUUAGAAGCCUUGCAAGCGUUGAAGGCGGCCGAAUUUCAUCAGAACUCUGGACAACUUUCUAAAGCGAGGAAGCUAUUAGAACAUGCAUUUCGCCUCGACCCAGACAAUGUUGAUAUACUCGUCGCACUUGGAGAAGCUAUAGAGGGAUCAUGGGUAGUUAACAGACAGCAACAGGACAACGGUUCACCUUCAAGCUCAAAGUCAUUGGCCCCAUUUCCUUCUUUCUCCUUCAGUGACAUCGAUGAACUUUUAUAUGCCGCAGAUCACAUGUACACUCGUGCCCUUACAGUCAACCCAGGAUUUGAUAGAGCAGGUCGCUCUAAGGAUCGAUUGAUGCCACUUGUCGAAGAGGUCGAUCAGCGCCGCUUCAAUGUAAUCGACUUGAAAGUUAGGCAGUUUUACCAGAUCCCUGAGACGAACGCGGGUCUGCGGCAAGCCAAGUUUGAGCAUUAUUUCAAGCACAUAUAUCACACCAAUGCAAUCGAGGGUAAUACGCUUACGUUAGCUCAGACCAGAUCGAUAUUGGAAACCCGCCUUGCUGUGGGAGGAAAGAGUCUGAUGGAACAAAACGAAGUUCUCGGUUUAGAUGCAGCCUUACGGUACAUAAACGCUACUCUGUUGCUCGGUCGACUGACCCCCAUCAGUCUAGACACCGUAAUGCAACUGCAUCGGCACAUACUUUCUUUUGUUGAUCCCUCCGAAGCUGGACGUUUCCGACGAACUCAGGUGUUCAUCGCUGCCCACCGUCCUCCACCACCCGACGCGGUUCCUCAUCUGAUGCACGAGCUCAUUUCGUGGUUAAACUCGCAAGAGGUAGAGGACGUGCACCCGAUCGAACUGGCUGCUCUGAUGCAUUGGAAGCUGGUAUACAUACAUCCGUUUUAUGACGGCAACGGGAGGACAGCUCGAUUAUUAAUGAAUCUUAUCCUGAUGCGCGCUGGCCUUCCACCAGCUAUCAUCAAGGUCGAGGACCGCCCGGCGUAUUAUGAGCGCUUGAAAAUGGCCAAUGAGGGCGAUGUGCGGCCAUUUAUCCGGUUCAUUGCAAUGUGCACGGAACGAACAAUUGAUGAGUAUCUGGAAGCUUCUGUGGAGAUGGCCGGACUAAUCAUCGAAGAUACGCCACUGGUUUCAUCCGGAAUGCCUUUCACCACUCCGGCUUUGUCGACUAAAGAGGCCGUGCACCGCCCCCAGAGUAGUGCGAAGAUCGUACAAAGCUACUCAAACCGGCAGCAUUCUGACUUACGCCUUCCGAAUGUGAUCUAUUUGGGCUGACGAUCGACUCCAUUCCACAACCGCUGUGUUCGAAUUACCUCGUGUCUUUCUCCCGAUUCUGCCUUUAAGCUGACAAGAUUUUGCGGAAAGCACUGUGCGCCUGUGUGCAAUACUUUCCUGAUGUUCUGGCCGGAGAUGACAUGUUUCUUUUAUUCGACUGUGGUUAUUUUUCUUAUUUGUUUACUAUCAGCUAUGCUUCGUUUACCUUAUCGCUUUUCCUCUUUUUUGACCCACUUUCUGCCACUGUGUUUUUAAAAUAAACACCUCGUGUAUAGUCCAGUA